AUGACUUCAAGACUGGAUCACACCAUAGUGAUUCCAUCGUCCCCGGAGCAGAACUGGGCUCGAUCUGUGUCUCCAUGCACACCGACACGUCUUUUUGGGCUUCCUCCCAUGAGUAUUUCUCCUCCUUCGCUGCCAUCACCCUCCAGAUUGUUCGAAGAGAUCGGUUUGGGACAGCAAAAAAACCCACCAUCACCGAAAUCGCCGUUCUCCAGCGCUGCUGGAAAAACCGCUACUUCGAAAGCCAUUACCGAGAAUCCGUCAAGGAACGAGUCAAGCUCAAAGAGAGGGCGACCUGGAAGUUCAGAAGCUAAGACGGCCGGAAGUCGAAAGAACUCAAAGUCGCAGGAAACGCGGAACAAAAUCCUCACAGGCCGAGUCGCAAAACCUACGACGGUGUCUAAAGCAAAGGCUACAGCAGCCUCGAAAUCGAAAGAUACAAGUGUCGUGAAAGCAAAAGCUGGAACGAAAAAGAGCAAGCCGGCCAGCCAAAACAAGAAAGAUAAGCUCGCAGAGGAAGCGGAAGCAGAGGCGAAGGAAGUCGCGGACGCGGAGGGACUCAACCUAGAAGAAGCUCUGAAGCGUAGAUCAGACUGGACUCCUCCAAAAGCUUUGUCUUUGGUUUCAAUUGAUGAAGAUACCCCGUCUCAGGGUAGUGGUACGAAACUCAGCUUCGGUGACGUUUUACGCGAUUACCACUACAACCGCGAAAAUAGCUCCUGCGAACCGGCGCAACCGAGCAAGGAAGGCAACCCUACAAAAAGACGGAGACUAGAGCUCGUCGAGUUCGAGGUCUUACAAGAGCGGAAACCUAUCCAACAGAAACAAAUCAAGGAUGCAGUGAAAACGCGAAAAACAAAAUCGAAACCGAAGAAACAGCUGAAUACAAUUACAGCUCGUGUAACGGCUCGCUACGAGCAAAUUGGCGAGCUGGAAGAUCUAUUCGUGUAUAACGAAGAGUCGUCCUGCGAGACCAGCGAGUGUUUAAAGAAACCUACAAAACCGAAGAAGGAAACAGCUGGAAAACAAAAAGAGCCGGAAUACAUAAUACUUUCCCCCGACGCUGCGACAAAGUCUUUGAACGAUCAGAAUUUUCUGUUCGGGACGUGUAGUCAAUUGGAACGAGAUGAUUCUCCUACGUUCUUUGAAGAAACGCAGACAGCGAUACAACUCUCGGAAUGCCUUACUUUUAAGAAGACUGCUUCCACGAUAACAACAGCUUCUUCGGCCAUGAGUAUUGCGACUAGAUUUACAGGCAAAAAGAGCCACUGGUCAGAGGCAGCUAGAGAUUUCAACGGUGCUGUGGUCCAACCAGAGAUCAUAGAUAUGACAGAUUCGCCUACUGUUUCUGUUGCCCUCAGCCGGCUGUCGGAGGUCAAGCAUGACGCGCCAAAAAUGGCGUCCCUCGUUUCCUCCCAAAGCGUCUCGGCGACGAACUCGUUAGUCCCCAAGGAUGUUGUUACGGCCAGCAAGCCUGCAGCAGAUGUACAGCUCGCCUCUUCUGGCCCUGAGCCUAACAAGACCGAACUCGCAGCUGGACCUUUUAGAAAGACUGCAAGCCGGUUGCCAGAAAUGCCCAACUUCAACGGCUACACCGAUUCAGAGCUCAAGAACCAAGUCUUAUCCUACGGUUUCAGUCUCAGAGCUGUCAGAGGGCGCAAAAAGAUGAUCGAACUGCUUGACAAGUGCUGGCAAAGUAAGCAUGGCAAUACAGCAACUGCUGCUAUUGUGGAAACAUCGUCGUCGGCAGCAAUCAAUGAGACAGUGUCUGUUUCUGCUGCCAGACAUUCAGACACUCAAGUUAGCGACAAGCUACCAACCCGAAAGAAGAAGACUACGCCAUCUAGAUUAGAGCCCAAGACAACCAGCCGGGCUGGAAAGAAGAAGGUAUCCGAGAAGCCAUUGGCAGGAAAGGCUGAUAAACCGGUAGAGAAAGCCGCUUCGCCUAUACCUGCAUCGACCUAUAAUAUGGUAGAUGAAAUCGAAGACUCCGAAGAAGAGAUUAUCCCAUCACCAACUCGGAUACAAAUACAACGUCAGAGCAGUAGUCGCCAAACUACUCCUGCAAUUAGUUGUCUUCCUCUCGGCACAAAGAGCAAACGGUCAUUGAAAUCUACCAAAUCCUCAACUUAUGAUGAGGCUACUCUCCUAGAGUUACAGAGCUCAAUCACAAAAGCCAUUCAUCUGCAGACUCGGCCCCGAAGGUCCUUGGGCGGUAGCUCUUAUUCGCCACAACUUACCUGGCAUGAGAAAAUUCUACUUUAUGAACCUAUCAUCUUGGAAGACUUUGCGGCCUGGCUGAAUACUGAGGGCUUUGCAUUGGCCUGUGAAGACCGAGAAGUUGGCGUAGCACUUGUUCGCACCUGGUGUGAGAGUCGAGGCAUUUGCUGCACAUUCCGGCCUUGAGUGACUGGUAGAGUGUUAUGAACUAUGGCAUUAUCAAGCUUAACUUGUUAUAUAUGUUAUUACUGUGGUAUACUAUUUCGUCGCAUAGCGAUGGCGUUUUGAAGUUUCAGAGCCUAUUUACGAAGCA
Talaromyces stipitatus ATCC 10500 is the source of this 2530-nucleotide messenger RNA. RefSeq lists its product as uncharacterized. Bases 1 to 2403 code for a protein of 800 amino acids. The record is from RefSeq and is a predicted model, not a curated record. Lineage: Eukaryota; Fungi; Ascomycota; Eurotiomycetes; Eurotiales; Trichocomaceae. Gene Ontology annotation, molecular function: 5'-flap endonuclease activity. The transcript is spliced from 2 exons. Gene Ontology annotation, cellular component: nucleus; Slx1-Slx4 complex. Gene Ontology annotation, biological process: DNA repair; DNA replication.